This is a messenger RNA of Trypanosoma theileri, 957 nucleotides long. RefSeq lists its product as uncharacterized. Bases 1 to 957 code for a protein of 318 amino acids. The record is from RefSeq and is a predicted model, not a curated record. Lineage: Eukaryota; Euglenozoa; Kinetoplastea; Trypanosomatida; Trypanosomatidae. The transcript has a single exon.
AUGUUUCAGCGCCUGCGACUUAAUGUGCUGAGUUCAACAGCGGCACGUGCUGAAGUUCCGAUACUCACAUCGAGUGUAGCCUUAACGGAACAAAAGGCGGGUUUACGUAACUUGCAUCAAUAUCCUACAGCUCGACAUAAAAGUUUGGUGAAAGACCGUCGUCGCUUUGCAAGAAAUUGGUGGUUAACGGCUGGUAAUAAUUAUGAAUUGGUACAUGAAGUAGGACAUGAACGAGAGGCAACGGAAUGUCUAUCAGAAUACAGUCAAGAUUCAAAUAAUGAUGUUUAUCUUUUUUCCACCAAUAAACUCAGUGAUCUACCACCACGUGAUAGACUUAAUGCUAUAGUUGGUAUGAUGCGUUCUCGUUGGAAGGUAAAAGAUGGUAAUCGUGGUUAUGAUAAGGCAAAACUACUUCUUCAAGCGUUAGAGUGUUUUAGUGAAAUGCGUCUUUCUGGACAAAUUAAAAAUUUUGAUGAACUUUCAGAACCAGAUCAAGAUACUUUUCUACAAUACGUAGAAGGAUGUUCGAGAUUUGCUCAAGCAUGUUCUCAUUCUCAUCCAAAUGCUGUUGGAAUUGUUUUGCGAGCGGCUCAAAUAUGUGAAGAGAUACGGUGUACAGAGAAACGUGAUGAAAUGAUUCAUGUUGCUGAAGUUGUUGCGAAUCGUAUGGAUCGUGCUUACGCUUUUAAUAGACCAAAUGAUGUUUUAAAACCGAGACCACCGUCCUUAUCAGAUAAUGAAAGUAAAUUGUCGUUUAAAAAUUUUACGGAGCUUGAGAGACGUUUUAGAGAUAAAGCACCUCAUGUACUAGAGAAGAGAGAACGACCAGAAUUUAUUCGCAUUCACAGAGAUAAAAGACUUUACUUAAAUCCUAUGAAAGAAGGUAGUAGAGAGUUGGAGAUGUUACGAGCUCCUGCACGUCCUGAGGUUGAUCUGUCAACACCUACACCACUAUAA